UAAAGCUCUGAAUUCCUAAAAAUACCAAUAUUUAUCACAUGCUUAAUUCAUGGAGUUGCAUUAUUAGUUUGUUGAAAUGAAUGACAGUUUUACUGUUCUUAAAAUUUAUGUAGUAAAGUGUAUGCAUAUGUUUCGUCAUUAUUUCAUCUCCAAUCAAGAAAUCAAUCUAAACUUCUAAUCUCAAACACGGUUUGGAUCUGUGAUGAAAACUGUUCUACAUUUAUAGAGACGUGAAAACUAUAACAUUUUCUAAAUAUGAGUAUUUUAAGGCAUUUAAAAACUAAGAAAGAAGUUGACGAUGCUAUUCGAACUAAUGAAGAAAAAGUUCUAGUGCUAAGAUUUGGGAACGAUAAUGAAAUUGGAUGUUUACAAAUCGAUGACAUUAUGUCUCGAUGUGCUGUUUUAUUAAGUGAAAUGGCUAUAAUUUGUACUAUCAAUUUAGAAGACGUUCCGGAAUAUGUGGAGUAUUUUGAUAUUUCUCACAUACCUGCCACAAUUUUCUUUUUUAAUAGUGUUCCCAUAAAAAUUGAUUCUGGAACUGAUGACAAUACAAAAUUUGUAGGACCUUUUCAGUGUAAACAAGAUUUUAUAGACUUAGUUGAAGUUGUGUAUAGAGGUGCAAUGAGAGGAAAACAUAUUGUUAACUGCCCUAUUGACAGGAGGCGGAUUUCAAACUAUCAGUUAUUGUUUAAAGACUUUUAAGAAUAAAAUAGUGAAAUUCUAAUGAUAAUCUUUUCUCACAAAAUUUUUAUUCUCAUUUUAUUCUUAUAACCCUUUCGAUUGAUAAUUUAUUAAUUUGUAUUUUAUUUGUGUAACACAUUUAGUGGUCAGUCAUAUUAUUUGGAUUACUUAUUCUUUAGUGUGUUUUAAAAUAUUAAUAAUAACCAAAUUUAUAGUUAUCGUUUCUCACUUAUGAAUAAAAUUUUGAUUAAAAAAAUUGAA
Parasteatoda tepidariorum (common house spider) is the source of this 942-nucleotide messenger RNA. RefSeq names its product thioredoxin-like protein 4B. Gene Ontology annotation, biological process: mRNA splicing, via spliceosome. NCBI's taxonomy places the organism in Eukaryota, Metazoa, Arthropoda, Arachnida, Araneae, Theridiidae. Gene Ontology annotation, cellular component: U4/U6 x U5 tri-snRNP complex; U5 snRNP; spliceosomal complex. The record is from RefSeq and is a predicted model, not a curated record.